AUCCUCGCACUUUUAAAGCCGAGCAACAUCAGUUGGAUGUUAUAUUUCUAGCAUCUGUGAGUUAGCAGUACUAGCUAGCUUUAGCUGGAGCGAACAGAUAUCACCUACAGUUAGUUAGCGUUAGCUGGCUAAAUGUCAGCCCGGGUCGGGCAGACGUUGCCAGGGCUGAAGCAGGUUGUUUUAUCGUCCCGGUUGUAAUUUCCCUGCGCUCUGAAUUAAACUCAGACAUUGUUGGCACCAGAAGUAAAUACGUGUCACUCCUGCUGCUGACAGCAUGGAUGUAACGUUAGCUCAGAGAACAGACUCCGGACUAACCGUGUUAAUGCUGAAUCAGUGUAACAGACCUCUGCUCAUUUUAUUUCAUAUUAACAGGAGUAUGGCUAAGCAGACUGAAGACAUCAUCUCGGUAAAGGGUCACACCUUCACUGACCAUACCUUUCAUCAUUAUUCAGGAAUGAGUCUGGACAGGAUCUACAUGGACUACAAUGCUACUACUCCACUGGAGCCAGAAGUGAUCCAGGCCAUUACUGAAGCCCUGCAGGAAGCCUGGGGAAACCCGAGCAGCAGCUAUAUAGCAGGUGCCAAGGCCAAGGCAAUCAUUAAUCAGUCCAGAGAGAAUGUGGCAAGAAUGGUUGGAGGGAAAGCAGAGGACAUCAUUUUUACCUCAGGUGGAACAGAGGCCAAUAACCUGGUGCUACACACUGCUGUGGAGCACUUCAGGAGAAACUGCAGGGCUGCAGAGCAAGGUGAGGGGCACCACAAUGGAUGCACGGGCCUCCCUCACAUUAUCACCUCUAAUGUGGAACAUGACUCAGUCAAACUGGCAGCUGAUCACAUACAGAGAGAUGGCAAGGCAGAUGUUACGUUUGUGCCUGUGUCUAAGAUGACAGCCCGCGUAGAAGUGGACGAUAUCAUUGCUGCGGUGCGUCCUAACACUUGUCUCAUCUCCAUCAUGCUGGCCAACAAUGAGACAGGCGUCAUCAUGCCAAUCCAAGAAAUCUGCCAGAGGAUAAAAUCUCUCAACAAGCAGCGUGAGCGGCUCAGGAUCCUGCUCCACACUGAUGCUGCCCAGGCUCUGGGGAAGAUUCGAGUAGACGCCUGUGACCUGGGUGUGGAUUACCUUACCAUCGUGGGACACAAGUUCUACGCUCCUCGGAUUGGUGCCUUAUAUGUGAAUGGCCCUGGAACGAGAACGCCGUUGUAUCCGAUGCUGUUCGGAGGAGGACAAGAGAGAAACUUCAGACCAGGCACUGAAAACACACCGAUGAUUGCUGGUCUGGGAAAGGCUGCAGAGCUGGUGACCUCUCAUCUGUCAGAUUAUGAGAGUCGUAUGCGAAGCACCAAACUUUACUUGGAAGAACGACUGCGGACUGUCUUUAAAGACAGGAUCCACUUCAACAGCCAUUACCCCGGCUCCGAUAUCCUCCCCAACACAUGUAAUGUGUCUAUCCUGGGCCCAACAUUACAAGGCUGGAGGGUUUUGUCCAACUGCAGGAGACUGCUGGCCAGUGUCGGAGCUGCCUGCCACUCAGACCGUGGACACAGGCCUUCCCACAUCCUUCUGAGCUGUGGCGUCCCUGCAGAGGUGGCAGCCAAUGCUUUGAGGCUGAGCGUGGGCAGGGGUACGACCAGAGAAGAUGUGGAUGCAGUUGUGGAGGAUCUGAGGGAAACGGUGCAGCUGUUGGAAGAAAUGAACUAAUGGAUGUGAACAAAGUGAAGUAAUCCUGUAGGUCAAAGGAUGAAGGAUGUGCACUAUCUGCAUUUACUGUCACUUUAAAUGAUCAUGUAAAAUGGAUGAAAUAUUUAAUAUAAAUAAUAAAAGGGAAGAACUUG
Messenger RNA from Toxotes jaculatrix (banded archerfish), 1833 nucleotides. It is a transcript of the gene scly, whose product is annotated as selenocysteine lyase. The record is from RefSeq and is a predicted model, not a curated record. The coding region runs from base 275 to 1699 and encodes 474 amino acids. The transcript has 13 exons. Lineage: Eukaryota; Metazoa; Chordata; Actinopteri; Toxotidae.